AUGGCGCCAUCGUCUGUUUCGGCCGAGCUAGACUCCCUCUUAGCUGCAGCUCGCCCGCUCCUCCGGGAAGAGUACGACUCCGUCGACGAGAGACUCCCUUCCUUGCUCGCCGCACUUCGGGAGAGAGGAGCAGGGGAGAACUGGCACAAGGAUGGGAAUUUCGUCGAGCACCUUUACGGCACUUACAGGACACUCAAGCAGUGGGGGGCACCGCCGGAAAUCUGCCGCUGCGGCCUCUUCCACUCCGCCUACGCCACCUCCUACCUCAACCACGCCCUCUUCGACCACGACGCCGCCGGCAGGGAACUCGUCCGCGGCCACAUCGGCGAGGCCGCCGAGCGGCUCGUCCACCUGUUCCACGUCGCGCCGCGACAGAAGCUCGUGCACGACGUGCUCCUGGCGAACUACUCCGACGAGGAACUCGUCGACCACGUGGCAGCAUCGUCGCGUGACGUCGUCGUCGACGACGUUGACCAACCGUGGAGGAAGAAGCUGAGUUCGAUUCUCCCCGCCGGAGGAGUGGCGGUGAAGAAGAAGGCGAAAACAGGGGAUGAUGAUGAUCUGGAUCUCCACUUAUCAAGGAGGGUAGUGGCUCUGCUGCUCCUGUUCACGAUGGCGGAUUACGCCGAGGAAAUGUUCGGCUUCCAGGACGAGAUGUACGAGAAUUCCAACGGGAAGAUGGAUUUCUCCGGCGGGAAUUUCUUGGCUUUGUGGCCAGGGGAAGCGAAGCCAGGGCUGUGGGUCAACAUGGUAUCCAGAGCUGGUGCUUUGUACAAUCUAAUCGCUCGAGAAGAGCAGCUUUUCAUCGCCGAAAGGAAAAGGGCAGGAGGGAUAUCAGUGGAUCGAGAUCGGGACGAGGAGAUUGAGCUCGUGGUUCCCCCGAUUUUCGAUCAUUGCACGAAGGUUUUGGGAGCUGAAGAGCAGAUAGUGGCGCGGGACAAGUACUGGGAAGCUGUUUGUGGAAAUGCCUCGGAGAAGAAGAAUGAUGUGGAGAAGUUGCUGGUGGAGAGUUUGGGGAAGAACCCGUAUCUUGGUGACCCGUAUUUAGUGUUGGGUCAGGUCUAUUUGGGGAGAGGAAGGUUCGAGGCGGCGGAGAGAGCUGCGGCAGAAGGGCUGGAGCUGCUGUUGCAGUGGGGGACGCCAUGGGACAAGAGGGUGUCUUGGGAAGGAUGGGUUGCUUGGGGAAGGGUUCUGUUGAUGAAGGCGCAACUGAAGUCAUGGCCGCCGGCGCAGUGGGGUGUUCAUCGGUUGGGAGCUAGGAAAGAUUGA
This is a messenger RNA of Linum tenue, 1269 nucleotides long. The record is from the annotation of a GenBank genome assembly. NCBI's taxonomy places the organism in Eukaryota, Viridiplantae, Streptophyta, Magnoliopsida, Malpighiales, Linaceae.